Trichoplax adhaerens is the source of this 2973-nucleotide messenger RNA. RefSeq lists its product as uncharacterized. Gene Ontology annotation, cellular component: glycine cleavage complex; mitochondrion. Gene Ontology annotation, molecular function: pyridoxal phosphate binding; glycine dehydrogenase (decarboxylating) activity; glycine binding. Gene Ontology annotation, biological process: glycine decarboxylation via glycine cleavage system. Lineage: Eukaryota; Metazoa; Placozoa; Uniplacotomia; Trichoplacea; Trichoplacidae. The transcript is spliced from 27 exons. Bases 1 to 2973 code for a protein of 990 amino acids. The record is from RefSeq and is a predicted model, not a curated record.
AUGGUGGAUGCUGGUAAAAAGGGCACUAUAUAUCAAUCAGUUCUACCUGCAAGUGAUUCCUUUAUCAGACGCCAUAUCGGUCCAGGACCACAGGAACAAGCUGCUAUGUUACAAGAAUUAGGCUUACAGUCAAUUGAGGAACUAAUUGACCUGUCCGUGCCGGAAAAUAUCCGUAUAAAUCAUCAGUUGAAUUUACAAGAGCCUUACGAUGAACGCAAGCUUUCCCUUAGAAUUCAAAAAAUUGCAGAAGAAAAUAGAAUUUUCCGAUCCUAUAUUGGUAUGGGCUAUGCCGAUUGUGUCGUUCCUAAGUGUAUUAGAAGAGGUCUCUUUGAAAAUGCUGGAUGGAUUACCCAAUAUACACCAUACCAGCCGGAAAUCUCGCAGGGCAGACUAGAAAGUUUAUUAAAUUAUCAAACUAUGGUUUCGGAUUUAACGGGAUUGCCAAUGGCUAAUUCAUCAUUACUGGAUGAAGGUACAGCUGCAGCGGAAGCUAUGUCUUUGUGUUUUCGAGAUAAACAUAAGAACAAAUUCUUAGUGGAUGAACAAUGCCAUCCUCAAACUAUUGCUGUGGUCAAGACACGAGCUAGGUUAAGAGAAUGGAAAUUGACAUAUUUGCUUUUUCGCUAUUACUUCGAUUUUACUGGCGGUGACGUAGCUGGGGUACUUAUUCAGUACCCUGAUACCAAUGGCGCUGUGUACGACAUUGAACAGUUGAUACAAAAGAUACAUGAGAAUGGGGCAUUAGCUGUUUGUGCAACAGAUCUUCUUGCUUUAACACUCUUGAAACCACCCGGAGAAUUUGGAGCUGACAUCUGCAUUGGUAACAGUCAGCGAUUUGGUGUUCCUCUCGGUUACGGAGGCCCUCAUGCGGCUUUUUUCGCUACUCGAGCAGAUAUGGCUAGGUUAAUUCCAGGAAGAGUGAUUGGAGUUUCUAAAGACACUGAAAACAAUCCAGCCUUUCGAUUGGCAUUACAAACUCGCGAACAACAUAUUAGAAGAGCGAAAGCAACUAGUAAUAUUUGUACGGCUCAGGCAUUAUUGGCUAAUAUGUCAGCUAUGUAUGCAGUGUAUCAUGGGCCGAAAGGAUUAAAAGAAAUAGCUACAAGAGUACACAAUGCCGCGUUAUUGUUAGCCGAAGGACUACUUCGGGCUGGUCAUCAAAUUCCAGUAGAACCAUUCUUUGAUACUGUAAAGGUAAUUUGUAAUAUGCAUAUACGCAGGAACUCAACUGAAAUUAUGAAAAGGGCAACCAAAUGUAAAUUAAAUUUUCGAAAGUUCGAUGAGACAACGGUUAGCGUGACUUUAGACGAAACUGUGGACGAAAAUGAUUUAAAUGAUUUACUUUGGGUCUUUGGCCUAUAUUACAACGUUGAAACACUAAGCCGUAAGAUUGAAGCUGAAGGCAGAAAAGUUAUCAGUGAUGUUGUUGGCGGUCGGUUUGAAAGAGCUAGCCCAUAUUUACAACAUCCUGUUUUUAACACUUAUCACACUGAAACCGACAUUGUUAGAUACAUGAAACAUCUUGAGAAUAAGGAUUUAUCUUUAGUUCAUUCUAUGAUUCCCCUGGGUUCCUGCACAAUGAAACUUAAUGGAUCAACCGAAUUAGAGCCCUCAUCUAUGCCUGAAUUUUCUGAACUUCAUCCUUUUAUACCAUCGGAACAAGCACAAGGCUACCGUACACUCUUUAAAGAAUUAGAAACAGAUUUAUGUGAAAUAACUGGAUUCGACAACGUUUGCUUCCAACCUAAUAGUGGCGCUCAAGGGGAAUAUACUGGUCUACGAACAAUCAAGCAAUACUAUGAAUACCAUGGGCAAGGCCAUCGAAAUGUCUGCCUAAUACCUAAAUCUGCCCAUGGUACUAAUCCAGCUAGUGCAACUAUGGCUGGAUUGAAAGUUGAGGAAGUUGCUGUUGAUCAGAAGACAGGAUAUAUUGAUAUGCUUGACUUGAAAAAGAAGGCUGAAAAAUUUAAAGAUACACUAAUUUCGUUUAUGGUAACAUAUCCUUCUACGUAUGGUAUCUUCGAGGAGAAUAUUCGUGAAAUGUGUGACUUAAUUCAUGACUUUGGGGGCCAGGUAUACAUGGAUGGUGCAAAUAUGAACGCACAAGUUGGUAUAUGCCGCCCGGGAGACUUUGGAGCUGAUGUUUCCCAUCUUAACUUACAUAAGACAUUUUGCAUUCCUCAUGGCGGUGGUGGUCCAGGAAUGGGUCCAAUUGGAGUGAAACGACAUCUUACACCGUUUUUACCAACCCAUCCAAUUACUCCUCCCGCUACUGAAGGAGAGUUACACCCUUUUGGAGUGAUCUCAUCAUCAGCAUGGGGAUCUUCUGCGAUCUUACCUAUAUCGUGGGCUUAUAUUAAAUUAAUGGGUCGUAAAGGAUUAAAGCAUGCAUCGGAGAUUGCUAUCCUAAACGCUAAUUAUAUGGCGAAAAGAUUAAGUAAAUACUACAACUUGCAGUUUACAGGCGAAAAUGGUUACGUAGCACAUGAAUUCAUACUUGAUGUAACACCAUUCAAAAGUGUAAAAAUCGAAGCUAUAGAUAUCGCUAAACGACUACAAGAUUAUGGUUUUCAUGCUCCUACAAUGUCAUGGCCUGUAGUAGGCGCUUUAAUGAUCGAACCUACCGAAUGUGAAAGUAAAAUGGAAAUGGAUCGAUAUUGCGAUGCCCUCAUUCAAAUUCGACAAGAAAUAAUGAACAUUGAGGAGGGAAAAAUGGAUCCAGUUGUAAAUCCAUUGAAGAUGGCACCACAUACGCAGCAAAUUGUAUCAUCCAGUAACUGGAAUCGGCCAUACUCAAGGGAGCAGGCAGUUUAUCCAGCUCCGUGGUUGCGGUAUAAAAAGUUCUGGCCCUCGUGCGCUCGAGUAAAUGAUGAAUAUGGUGAUCGCAACUUAGUAUGUACAUGCCCUCCAAUGGAUUCAUAUGAAUCUAAAGCGCCUGAAGUUAUCGCAGAUAAAGCGAAAAUGACUGCUUAA